Eucalyptus grandis is the source of this 1084-nucleotide messenger RNA. RefSeq lists its product as uncharacterized. NCBI's taxonomy places the organism in Eukaryota, Viridiplantae, Streptophyta, Magnoliopsida, Myrtales, Myrtaceae. The transcript has 4 exons. The record is from RefSeq and is a predicted model, not a curated record. The coding region runs from base 379 to 771 and encodes 130 amino acids.
AGACUGGAAUGUUAAUUUGAGGGCGACAUGAAGUUAAAGAUCAAGCUCAUCCUCCUUCAUCGUCUGGAGUCGAUGUGAAAUUAAACAGUCAGAACGAUAACUUAAAAGAAAGAGAAAAUCCUGAGUCGCUCUCGCUCAUAUCUGAUUUGAGGUUCAUCUUGGGAAGACGACGCAAAAUCUCGUCGCGGAAAGAGGCUUUGAUGAAUGCGAACUUCUCGAUUGGGGGGAAGUUCAUUGGGUAACCGAGACCCGCUAUAUUAUAGCCCAUUAAAGCAAAAAAGCCCACGAAAGUAAAAGUCCGUUCAUUCUUCCUUCCUGCCUUCCUUCCUUCUUCUAGGGUUUUGGAAUUGGAGUUGCGGAGCGGCAGAGCAGAAGAGAAUGGCCAAGUUCAACGAGGUGCAGAAGAGGAGGAGGGCGCUGGCAGGGGAGAGGAAGAGGGCGGUGCACGGAGACGCGUUGACCGGGAAGCUCAAGAAUAGGCAGCAACCUCUCUCCAUCUCCGGCAAGCGCAAGCGCAAGCUCUUCAAGCAAUGGCGCAGGGAACAAAAGGAGGCGCUGCAGAAGGGGCUCGUCACCAUGCAAGACGUGGAGAUGGCCGUGGCCGAAGGCGAAACGGGCACUUCGGAGGAGACCAGCAAAACUCCAAAAAGGUUUCAUGUGAAGAAGAGCUUGAAGCUUAAGCAAUUAAAGCGUGGAGGUAGGGGAAAUAAGAAGCAGAGCAAGGCUAAGUCAGCAACUGAAGCUCCUCCACUUGAUUCCAUGGUGGAGUAGGGCGGCCGAGAUGAUUCAGAAAGAAACAAAAAGGAGGAAGAAGAAGAAGAAGAGAACAGAGUGUAGAGUAGAUGGGAUUUCCAGAACCCGAGCUGGGGAACCGAUUAAAAUGUAGAGCAGCUUGACCGGGACGGAUGCAAGAUGCAAGUGCACCUCUCCAUUUGAUUCGGCCUCGUGCAUUUACGAGCCUUGCUAUCUAGUUCUUAUGAAUGAAUACAAUGCCGUUUUCUUUUUUGGGUUUACCAUUGACCAUUGCACUUCUUUACAAUGCGGGCAUCUUGUUAGGAGUAAUGUAUUGCAUCUGGUUUCGCUU